Messenger RNA from Calypte anna (Anna's hummingbird), 1020 nucleotides. It is a transcript of the gene CIB2, whose product is annotated as calcium and integrin binding family member 2. The transcript has 8 exons. Lineage: Eukaryota; Metazoa; Chordata; Aves; Apodiformes; Trochilidae. The coding region runs from base 304 to 759 and encodes 151 amino acids. Gene Ontology annotation, molecular function: calcium ion binding. The record is from RefSeq and is a predicted model, not a curated record.
GAGCCCGAGGAGGCCGCGGUGCGGAGCCUGAGGAGGAACCGGUAUUGAAAAGUCAGAGUUGAGGCCAGGUGUUCACUUUGCUCUUGUCUUGAAAGUAAAUCCUCUAUAUUAGGAUGAAACCAAAGCAUUCCAAGUGUGCAAAAGAAAGCAGAGAGGUGCAGGUUGGAAAGCCAGUCCCAAAGGCAGAAAGAGAAAUAUAUUUGUGAACUUCAGGAUCUCUACCUCUGGCCUGCAUUGUAGCCACAAGAUUGCACCUUCUUCACCCGGAAAGAAAUUCUUCGGUUACAUGGCCGAUACUAUGAAAUGGCACCAAACGUUGUGCCCAUGGACUAUACAAAGGACCCAGAUGUUAAACUACCUAUGCAGCUUAUAAUAAACAUGCCUGAGCUAAAGGAGAAUCCCUUCAAGGAAAGGAUUGUGGAGUCUUUCUCAGAAGGUGGAGAAGGGAGUCUCAGCUUCAAUGAUUUUGUGGAUAUGUUCUCUGUGCUCAGUGAAAUGGCUCCCAGAGAGCUCAAAGCAAUCUAUGCCUUCAAGAUCUAUGAUUUUAACACUGAUAACUUCAUUUGUAAAUCAGACUUGGAACAAACCCUCAAUAAGCUGACCCGAGAGGAGCUAACAGCAGAAGAAAUCACUUUAGUGUGUGAGAAAGUCAUAGAAGAAGCUGACAUGGAUGGUGAUGGAAAACUGGGAUUUGCAGAUUUUGAAAACAUGAUUUCCAAGGCACCAGACUUUCUCAGUACUUUCCACAUAAGAAUCUGAAGAUGUUUCUUCAUCACCGUGUUAUCAGCAAUGACUUGCAAGUCCAGCCUUUCUGAAUCUCAGGCACUUUGGGGGCUUUUGUCCUCUAAUUAGAGCUCAGCAGAAAGUACUGAAAUAAUUCUUGCCCACAAAGGGACAGAAGUGUCAUGUGAGCUACAGGAUACUUGGAAUGGCUGCAUUUCUAUCUUCAGUGCUGGCCAAGCACUCUGGCAAAGAUGGUUGGGCUUUGGUUUGUAGUUUUGCUCUUUUUUCCCCUCUUUU